UCUGAAACCCACUUGCAAUUGUUCCUCUUUCUUCUCCUUCUCAGUUUUCUUUUACCGGAAUUGUCUCAAAAUGGCAGAGGAGAAACCGAAGCUCGUCGCCGGCGUAUGGCCCACCGUUAAGCCCUUUGUCAAUGGCGGAGCCUCUGGUAUGCUUGCUACUUGUGUCAUCCAACCCAUCGAUAUGAUCAAGGUGAGAAUCCAACUGGGUCAAGGAUCUGCCUUUGCAGUGACAAAGACUAUGCUAAAGAACGAGGGUGUUGGCGCCUUUUACAAGGGUUUAUCUGCUGGUUUGCUUAGGCAAGCUACAUAUACGACUGCGAGACUUGGUACAUUCAGGAUUUUGACAAACAAGGCACUUGAAGCCAAUGACGGAAAGCCCAUUCCUUUAUAUCAAAAAGCUUUGUGUGGGCUAACAGCCGGAGCCAUUGGAGCAUGUGUGGGAAGUCCAGCCGAUUUAGCACUGAUUCGUAUGCAGGCUGAUGCCACCGUGCCUGCUGCCCAACGCCGUAAUUACACAAAUGCAUUUCAUGCCUUGUUCAGGAUUACAGCAGACGAAGGCGUCUUGGCUCUCUGGAAAGGUGCCGGUCCAACUGUCGUAAGAGCAAUGGCACUAAACAUGGGAAUGCUUGCCUCUUAUGACCAAAGUGUCGAGUUCUUCAAGGAUAAUAUUGGUUUGGGCGAAACUUCUACAGUCAUAGGUGCGAGUACAGUAUCAGGGUUCUUCGCUGCAGCCUGCAGUUUGCCUUUCGAUUACGUGAAAACCCAAAUACAGAAGAUGCAGCCAGAUGCAGAGGGGAAAUACCCUUAUACCGGAUCGUUAGAUUGUGUGAUGAAAACCCUAAAGUCGGGUGGACCCUUUAAAUUUUACACGGGGUUUCCAGUAUAUUCUGUCAGGAUUGCCCCUCACGUCAUGAUGACAUGGAUCUUCCUGAACCAAAUUCAAAAACUGGAGAAGGCAGCUGGGCUGUAGGUUUUACUCGAACUAAUAUCGUGUGUUGUACUUGUGGGAUUCGUUUAUUGGUGAUCGAGUCGGAGAUUUCUUCCGAAUUACUAGAGAAUUAAUGUUUUUGGCUGUAAAAAAUAAGAAUGUUUGAGGUAGAAUUGGUUCAGAUGAUUGCUGAGAUCUUGGUCUUGGGUUAAGUUUGAGCAAAAAUAAGAUGGAUGUGUACCCUCUUCCCCCCUCUGCUCUUGUGCACUUAAACACUGGUUUAG
Cynara cardunculus var. scolymus (artichoke) is the source of this 1212-nucleotide messenger RNA. Its product is annotated as mitochondrial dicarboxylate/tricarboxylate transporter DTC-like. The coding region runs from base 71 to 970 and encodes 299 amino acids. The record is from RefSeq and is a predicted model, not a curated record. Gene Ontology annotation, molecular function: oxoglutarate:malate antiporter activity. The transcript is spliced from 6 exons. NCBI's taxonomy places the organism in Eukaryota, Viridiplantae, Streptophyta, Magnoliopsida, Asterales, Asteraceae.